AUGACGGACGCAUCAGCUAAGUAUAAUAUUAAAGUGUUCUGCCGCUUUCGACCUAUAAUUCAGACAGAGACCAGCUCAUGCAACAAGGACACGGCUACAUUUCCAAAGGACAACACUGUCAUCAUCGAGGGAAAAUCAUAUGUGUUUGAUGGUGUAUUUCCUCCUGAGACCUAUCAGGAGCAGGUGUACAACACCUGUGCAAAACAGAUCGUCAAAGAUGUGCUGGAAGGUUGCAAUGGAACGAUCUUUGCCUAUGGACAAACCUCUUCUGGCAAGACAUACAGCAUGGAGGGCAACCUCAAUGACUUGCAGCACAUGGGCAUUAUUCCACGCAUUGCAAAGGACAUCUUUAAUCAUGUGAAUGACAACCUGGAAUUCCAUAUCAAGGUGUCAUACUUUGAGAUCUACAUGGAGAAAAUCAAUGAUCUUCUAGAUGUCACAAAGACCAAUCUGUGCGUGCAUGAAGAUGAGAACCACGUCCCUUAUGUAAAGGGCUGCACUGAACGGUUUGUGUCCAGUCCUGAGGAAAUCACUAAUAUCAUUAAUGAAGGAAAGUCCAAACGGCAUGUUGCUGGCACCAAUAUGAAUGAGUACAGCUCUCGCAGCCAUAGCAUUUUCCAGAUCGUCAUUUCGCAGGAGCAUGGGGAGCAUAAACUCUCUGGGAAACUCUGCCUGGUGGAUCUGGCUGGCAGUGAGAAGGUCAGUAAGACAGGUGCAGUUGGAAAUGUUCUGGAUGAAGCUAAAAACAUUAAUAAGUCUCUGUCUGCUCUCUGCAAUGUUGUCUCUGCUCUCACUGGACAAACUAAAACUCACAUACCGUACCGUGACAGUAAGCUGACCAGAGUUCUACAGUAUUGUCUGGGAGGAAACUGCCGGACAACCAUAUUAAUCUGCUGCUCCCCCAGCAGCCUCAACAAAAGCGAGACCAUGUACACUCUCAAGUUUGGACAGCGUGCAAAGAGAAUAAAAAAUACAGCCUUUAUUAACCACAAGAUGACGUCUAAUGAGUGGCAAAGGAAAUAUGAGAAAGAGAAGGAGAAGAACAAUAUUUUGGAGAACAAAAUCCAGACACUGGAGAUGGAGCGGAGAAACUGGCACAAUGGAACAAACAGUCCUGAAUGCAAAAUUGGGGAGUCCAGGAGAAAGGCUCUGUUCUUCUCCUUUAGCACAGACAGGUUAAGCCACAAAUGCUGCUCCGUGGCAACCAUGGCAGCAAGUGAGUGGCCGAUGGAGCAGACCGCCUGCUUGGUGGCGUGGAGGGCAAAAUCUGUGGUGUGGUCUCUGGGACAGUCUCUCACCUCUGUCGUGGUCCCUCAACAGGUCAGCUUGUUGUUGGAGUCCAUGUUGGGUAACAGUGAUACAAUGCUGACACAACUGGGCCACCUGCAGACUGAGAGUGAGAGUACCAAAACUGAAGUGCAGAAAUUUCUGCAGGCACUAGAGGAACUGAUGGUCAGCUAUGACCAGAAAAAUCAGAAUGGGGAGGAAAACAGCCUCAUCAAUAACAAACAGCUCACUGAGCAGCUUAGAAAUAAGAUGGCAAGUCUGAUGGACCUGGAGGUGGAGUUUGCUCAAAUUCAUGAAGUGAUCUCACAACAGAGAAAGCACAUUUCUGACAUGUUGAACAGGCAGAUGAAGGACCUCAACAAGUUCAACACCAUUCUCGUCAAUGGAGAAAUCACUCUAAUGGAGGAGAUGAGUGGUGUGAUUGAGAAGUUGACUGUGGUGCAACAGAACAAUCAUAAGAUAGAGUCAGAGGUUAAGUCAAUGGUAGAGCACUGCGGACAGCAGGAGAACAUGCAGUUGGAGUGUAAUAACAACAUGGAGGAAACCAGACAAAAUCUGCCCUCCUGCGCCCUCCUGCUUUCACAGCAUGAGGCAGAAAUUAGAUCUCUUUCACAACUCAUUCAGAACAUGGAGCAGAAGAUAAGACAGCUGGAAGUCAGUUAUGAUGUUCUCAGGGAAAUUUACAUGCUGCAGAACUCAGGUCCAAUAAUGAUCAGUGAGGGAAUCCGGGUAUCUAAUCAGUCUUCAAAUGCCAUCAGAGCUGCUGAACAGGAGAAAGAAAAGUUUGACCAUCAAGUGAAGAUGUACUCAAGAAAAGUAUCUCUUUGCCUAGCAUUAAUCACUACCAAACAAAAUGACAUUAAGCAGACCAAUGAUGCACUGAAGAAGAUUGAUGAAGGGAUUGAACAGCUUCUAGAAGUCAUAGCUGACAUUCAGGAUAUUGUCAGGGAAGCUGUGAAUGAUCUUUGCUGCAGUUUUAGUGCACUGGAGCAGCUAACUCAAGGUUCCACCCUCUGGGAGCCUGUGAUAGAAGCCAUGAAAAAUUUGAUGAAUGUGGGAAAAAAACUGCUUUUACCUUUCUCCGUGUAA
Molecule: messenger RNA, 2376 nt
Organism: Sinocyclocheilus anshuiensis
Lineage: Eukaryota; Metazoa; Chordata; Actinopteri; Cypriniformes; Cyprinidae
Product: kinesin heavy chain-like
Exons: 18
Coding region: 1-2376 (791 amino acids)
Biological process (GO): microtubule-based movement
Molecular function (GO): microtubule binding; ATP binding; microtubule motor activity
Source: RefSeq, a predicted model, not a curated record